Molecule: messenger RNA, 1835 nt
Organism: Wallemia mellicola CBS 633.66
Lineage: Eukaryota; Fungi; Basidiomycota; Wallemiomycetes; Wallemiales; Wallemiaceae
Gene: DAK-1
Product: dihydroxyacetone kinase Dak1
Exons: 5
Coding region: 14-1789 (591 amino acids)
Biological process (GO): glycerol catabolic process
Cellular component (GO): cytosol
Molecular function (GO): glycerone kinase activity; ATP binding
Source: RefSeq, a predicted model, not a curated record
AGUAACUUUCAUAAUGUCUGCAACUAACAAGCAUAUCAAUGACAGCUCAGAAACUGCAGUUUUAGAAGCAUUGCAUGGUUUAUGCAGACUCAACCCACAACUCACCUUGGAUAGAGAAUCAAAGGCGGUAUACAACUCCAAUUUUGACAAGUCUAAAGUAUCACUUAUCGCUGGUGGUGGAUCUGGUCAUGAACCUUCCCAUAGUGCUUUUGUUGGUGAAGGUAUGCUCAAUGCAGCGGUACCUGGUACUAUAUUUGCCUCUCCAAACACAGCUCAGAUUUUAAGAGGCAUCCAGUUGGCAAGUUCACCGCUUGGUACACUCGUCAUUGUCAAAAAUUAUACUGGCGAUGUACUUCACUUCGGUCUCGCAAAGGAAAAAUUCGCAGCCAAGAACCCAGAAGCCGCAAGAGUUACGCGUUUUAUAAUGGCAUCUGAUGAUGUAUCCGUCGGACGUGAACAAUCAGGUAUCGUUGGACGUAGAGGUCUAGCUGGUGUUACUUUAAUCCACAAGCUUGCAGGUGCUAUGGCACACAAGGGAGGAAACAUUGACCAAGUAGAAGCUAUAGCAAACUACGUGAACGAUCACACAGCCACCCUCGGUGCUGGACUCGAACACACACACGUUCCAGGUACAGAAGCCAGCCAAGCAUACCUCAAGGACAAUGAGUUGGAAAUUGGUAUGGGUAUACACAAUGAGCCAGGUUUCACGAAGGUAUCACCAAUCCCACCAGCUUCAAAACUGAUCGAGAAUAUGGUCGAAACUCUCACUUCAACUAGCGACCCAGACCGUUCAUACGUCAACUUCAAAAACGACGGCACUGAUAGAGUUGUAUUGAUGGUAAAUAACCUCGGUGGGUUGUCUGAGUUGGAAAUUGCAGGAGCCACUGGACAUGCUACCUCCAUUGUUCAAAAGAAGGGUUACAAAGUAGAGAGAGUUUUAAGUGGUGCAUUCAUUACAUCAUUGAACAUGCCUGGAUUCUCUCUCACGCUUUUAAAACUCCCUGCUGACGCUGAGAAAGCACCUGCAACUGCAAACCAGCUUUUAGAUCUUUUAGAUUUGCCUGUCAACGCACCAGGAUGGAGAUGGCACGCAGCUGUCCCACCACGUACCGAAGACGAAUAUACUAACGACGCCCAAACGGGACUUACAAAGUCAUCUACUGAUACAACAUCACCAAUCAAGACAGAGAAUGGUGACAAGAUUGUAAAAGCUAUUCAAAGUGCAGCUGAGAACCUUAUCAAAGCUGAACCAGAGAUCACAAGAUUGGAUACAAUUGCAGGAGAUGGUGAUUGUGGUCUUACACUUAAAGCUGGUGCAGAAGGUGUCCUCAACCGUAUUAAGGAAGGCCAAAUCGGUGGAGAAGACAUUGCCAAGUACAUUUUAGAGAUCAGUGAAGUAGCAGAAACUGACAUGGGUGGUACAAGUGGUGCUCUCUACUCAAUUUUCUUCAGUGCAUUGGCAGGUGCAAUCAGAGAACACAAAUCAGACAUACAAAAAGCCUCAAAGAGCGCAUUGGACACGUUAUACAGAUACACUCGCGCUAGACCACCAUCACGUACACUCAUUGAUCCAUUGGAUGCUUUCAUCAACGCUUUUGCUGGUAUCGGCGACGCUAAGAAAGCGAUCGAGGCUGCUAAUCAAGCAACAGAAGAAGGAAAGAAACUUGAAGCCAAAGCAGGUAGAGCUGCCUAUGUUGGUCAGGAAGGACUCAAGGAGCAAGCCGUACCAGAUCCAGGUGCAGUUGGUGUCACCAAGAUACUCGAAGGAUUUUUUAAUGUGUACAAAUAAGUAAUUUAAAUUAAAUAAGUUUCGUCAUCGACAUGACACAUCUCGC